Messenger RNA from Aspergillus eucalypticola CBS 122712, 1080 nucleotides. RefSeq lists its product as uncharacterized. Lineage: Eukaryota; Fungi; Ascomycota; Eurotiomycetes; Eurotiales; Aspergillaceae. The transcript is spliced from 3 exons. Bases 361 to 1080 code for a protein of 239 amino acids. The record is from RefSeq and is a predicted model, not a curated record.
CUUUUUUGUCGAGUCAUGAGCUGUCAGCAGAUGUCAGGUGAGGAGCAAGUGACUUCUAUUCUUAUCACCCACACGCCCAGUUACACUGUAACUGGGCAUCGAUUCAUUGUGAUGGAGUAAACGCUACGCGCUUACGUACCACAUUCACGGCCAAAGUGGGCAGCCAUUGCGUCUCAUCGUGACGACAUGCCAUUCAUCGGCAUCAUCACCUACUUCUUAUUCCCAGAUCAGCCAUUCAUCCGCAGUUAUUCAUUCCGUCUGGGUUCCCGGUCCACGCUCAACGCCCGUCGUCAUCCGACCCCUCAUUGAACAACAGGGAUAGUCUAUUUGCUCUGUGCUCCCCGGUAUCGACUCCAGCAAAUGAGAGCCGAUCUUGAGUCUGCCCGCAUCAAAUCACUGCCGGACGAUGGCUUCUACAUAGCGGAUUUCAUCUCGGAGGAUGAAGAGGAGUUUCUCCUCCGGAAGAUAACGACUGCGCCGCUACCCCGCUGGACUCAUCUAGCUCACCGGCGUCUUCAAUCCUGGCCCUCGGCCCUGACCAAAUCGAACGCGCUCAUCUCCUCCCCGUUGCCUUCUUGGCUCGUCUCACCCAUCAUCACCCCUCGCUUCGACUCCUUGGGCCUUUUCGCCGACGCCCCGCAUCGCGCACCGAAUCAUGUUCUGGUAAAUGAAUACCGCCCGGGACAGGGCAUAAUGCCGCAUGAAGACGGUGCUGCCUACUACCCGCUCGUAGCUACUGUGAGCCUGGGAGCUCCUAUCGUGCUAGAUCUGUACGAGAAAUGUGAGGACGGCGAUGGGAACGGACAUGGCCGGCGUCCGGUGUAUAGGAUUCUGCAGGAGAGACGCAGCCUGCUCGUUACCACGAAGAGUAUCUAUACCGACUUUCUGCAUGGGAUUGCAGAAACCUCCAGGGAUGAAGGGCUGGGCGCAGAAUCUAUCUGCAACUGGGAUCUGUUGAGGGAGCCAGACAGGUAUGAGUGCGGCUGCCUGGAGAGGGAGACUAGGAUAAGCUUGACUUAUCGAGACGUGUUCAAAGUUGCAAGUCUCGGGAAUACGAUGAGGUUCCUGGGCAGUCGGUGA